AUGACAACGCCACGACCUCCCCGCGUGUCAUCGGGAGAAGCAUCCAUUCCCAGGGGACGUCAGGCAUAUGCAGAGGGCCAGUAUAAGACGGCAAUCGAGCACUUCACCCUUGUUGCCAACGCUUGUUCCUGCAACCGCGGAGGCCGGCGUGAACGAUGCAAAUGUAAGAACUUUGAGAAGGUCGCCCAAGAUGGUGCAUCUAUCUUCAAGGAGGCCAUGCAUAAAUGCUCCUGCGAUGCGUCCAGAAAAUACAAAAAGUGCCACGAGCCUUCACACAUCCAGGCUUUGGACUAUCGCGCCGCCGUCUUUGAGAAAAUGGGCCGGCUUGAACUGGCCAAGAAGGAUGCCGCAUGGUUGCUGGAGAUAGCGCCGAGGUCACUCGAGGGCUAUCUUCGCAUGGGCAAGGUGUAUAGGCUGGAGAAGGAGCCCGAGCUCGCCUUGGCCUUUUGGAACGCCGGCAUCGAGGUUGGAGCCAAGGAGGGCCAUGGUGGUAGCGCAAAACUCAAGCAACUGUUUGAUGCUCGAGCGCCCUUGCAGAAACGAUAUGGGCGCAAGGACCCUAUGGAAUUGCCCUUAGAGAUUGUCGACAAUAUAUUCUCCCAUCUCGACUUCCGCGAGCUCUGGUACGUUUCGUCGCUGAUUGGAGUUGCGAAAUCCACUCCUAACCUCCAACAACUUCAUCUUACCAACUAUCUUCUGCGUAAUAAUCAGGAAUUCGACGAAGGCGAGUUCUGGAGCAUGUGGUCGAAACUAGAAGCCGUCGUCGUAGAACACCAAAUACUUGGCCCCAUCACCGAUCACACGAACCGCCGCAUCUUCCCGCCGUUGCGCUCGUUGCGAGCCUUUGAAUCCCGGACUCUGGCGCCAGCGAUGCAGCCCGUGCCGUUCCCUCACAGCUUGCUGAUCGACUACGGAAAUAAUCCGCCUUCAGACGACCCCAGCGCCAGUCACGACCACCUGCAGCGCUUCUGGGUCGAAGGUGUCUCCAUUACACCAGCACUACAGGCAAUUCUCGAACCAGCCAUCCAGUCCGGCUCCCUCCGCGAGCUGGCCCUCUGUUUCCCCGACCACAGGUCCCCCGACUGGGGCAGUGUCGACCAACCCGCGCAAGCGUUUCUCGAGCAGAUCCCCUGGCUUUACGGUGUCGAGAGCGUCCGGACACUGGGUCUCUUCGACUUUAAUCUCGACACCAACCUCUCCCUGCCAGACGUCGUGCAGUCCCCGGCCGGGGCCCCGCGGCGCCUGCCGGAGCGUGACCAGGCGAAGCUGCUUGUCAAAUUCAUUGAGACGUUUCCGAACCUCGAGACGCUGGUGCUGGCGUCGAGCCUUUGCGAGUCAAGGCCCAUUGCCGUCAUUACUGAGGCUGUGGCACGGCAGGGUAAGGUGAAGAAGUUUUACGUACAGGGCCUCAUGGGGGCCCUGCUGGAUCAUAUGCGGGCGUUUGGCGAGGAGAAAGGGGUGGAGAUAUUGCAUCACAGGGAGGUUUCGCCGUGGCCUGUUCCAUUGGAGGAUCGGGACAAGGCCUGA
Molecule: messenger RNA, 1527 nt
Organism: Verticillium nonalfalfae
Lineage: Eukaryota; Fungi; Ascomycota; Sordariomycetes; Glomerellales; Plectosphaerellaceae
Exons: 4
Coding region: 1-1527 (508 amino acids)
Molecular function (GO): protein binding
Source: RefSeq, a predicted model, not a curated record